This is a messenger RNA of Leopardus geoffroyi (Geoffroy's cat), 11786 nucleotides long. RefSeq names its product phosphodiesterase 4D interacting protein (gene PDE4DIP). NCBI's taxonomy places the organism in Eukaryota, Metazoa, Chordata, Mammalia, Carnivora, Felidae. The record is from RefSeq and is a predicted model, not a curated record. Gene Ontology annotation, cellular component: microtubule organizing center. The transcript has 42 exons. Bases 3228 to 10973 code for a protein of 2581 amino acids.
UCUUUUCUUUUUUUUUUAAUGUUUAUUUUUAAGAGAGAGAGAGAGAGAGAGAGAGAGACACAGACUGAGUGCAAGGGAGGGGGAGAGAGAAAGGGAGACACAGAAUCCAAAGCAGGCUCCAGGCUCUGAGCUGUUAGCACAGAGCCCGAAGUGGGGCUCGAACCCAUGAACUGUGAGAUCAUAACCUGAGCUGAAGUCGGACGCCUAACUGACUGAGCCACCCAGGCAUUCCUCUAAGUUUUAUUUCUUAAUUUUUAUGUACAAGUUUUGUUAUCUAUACACCAGUGAUCUUUUAGCGGGGAUGAAAUUAUAUAAUAAUACCAAAUGCUCACAUUAGGACCAGUUCUAGUAUUAUAUAGUUUGCUAUCCACUUCAAAAUAAUGGUUUUUAAAUAUUUUUUCUAAGCGUGAAUAGAGUGCUAUCUUUGAAUUUUCUGAUUGUUGAGUGGAUUUAUUCCUAUCUGUUGUUGGAAGCUUAGAUAUGUAUAGCUCUCUGUAUGUUGAUCUUUACUUACAGAUAGCAAACGUCUAUUCAAUGAUAAAUUGCCUUUUCUCCAUUUAUACUGGUUUGUACUUCUACACCAAGCUACUUAUAUAUUGUCAUUAAAGUUUAGAGACUAUCAAUCAGAUGCAAAAUCUUACUAAGGAAUAGAAAAUAAUACAAAGUAUUAUUUAAUUUACUCCUGAAAAGCACUUUGUUUCAUUACUUAUUUCGUUUCUUUUUGAAUGUUUAGAGACAGAGAGAGAGAGGGAGACACAGGAUCCAAAGUGGGCUCUGCGCUGACAGCAGAGAGCCCCAUAUGAGGUUUGAACUCAGGUACUGAGAUCAUGAGCUGAGCCAAAGCUGGCCAUUUUGACUGACUGAGCAGGCGCCCCAAUUACUUUGUUUCAUGAGUAUUUUCCUCAGUAGGAAAAUGUGGCUGGCAUCGACAAUCGAAGAUGAGGACUUGACUUAUGUCUUAAUUUGUACUUUUGUGGACCUUUGCAUUCUUUCAGCUCUUUAAAACUAUACUUAAGACAGAGUACAACAGGGUAUAGUCCUGGCAGGCAGGCUGUUAGGGAACUCCAGAAACUCCUUGCCUCUCUAUAGAUCACUACAGAUCCCAAAGAUUGUUGUUUACUUUCUUUUGACUUUGAAGCUCAUAUACCCAGAGGCAGGCAAAAAUGUAGCUGUAAUUGAGUUUUCCUUGGAAGUCUAUUUUACAUUCUUGGUUUUUAGGGCCAGAACAUGCAUAUUUUAAGUGAAAUAACAUAUGCAAAGUUCUAUAGCUCCUCCAAACUCACAGAUCAAAGGACUGUCCUUAAGAUGGAGGUACUAAGAUUUUGUUUUGGUGAUUAAGAGAACAAUAAAAUCUUACGUGUGCAAAGCCCCAUAAAGUUUUAAAAUUAUUUUAAAAUAUUUCCAUUAUUAUCAUAUUGAAAUAAUAGUAUAAGCUAUUAUUUAAUGAGCGAAGUACUGUUAAAACACUUCUAAAUCAUCUCCUUUAAUUCUCCAUAAGACGUUUGGAGGCCUGUUCAGAGUUCUUAUUAGGAGUUAUGGGCUCUGUCCUAGAGACGAGGUUCAGAAAUACUUAAAACUGUUGCUGCCCUUAACCUCUCACAAGGCCAAGCCAGUAUUUUUGUAACUGGGAAAUGUCCUGCUGUUGGGGGACUCCAGGUGAUCCACUGGGGCUGUUUUUCUUCCUGUACGUGUCUGCAACGCCUCUUAAGGCAACAAGGGAAUUCUUUAUUAUAAAUGGAAGUUGAUACCUCCUACUCGGGAGCUCCAGCUUCCCCCCACUGUGCACAUUCUAAGUUCUGUAUCCAAGGGUAGGGUGACAACUGUAUAUGGUUGAAUAAGACGGGGUACCUACUGAAGUCAGUGAAAUUCUCAGCCCUAAUUCUGCAGAGAUCAGUACUCUCUGACACUCUGUACCCUUGCUCAAAGAAGCUAGGUCUUUCGUUCUAAAGUUUAUGUACCCUCCCCACCCCCCAAAUAGGGACUGCAGUCCACCUGAACCUGAAAGAGAAUUUGGUGAUGGUAAUCUAUUCUCAGGUGUCUACAUUCUUGAAAAAGCCCAUUCUUAAAAGUCAUGGUUCACCAGCUGCAUUCACGUGGUAUGGGCUGGACUGUUUCUCGGAUGACUGCUUUGUGUCCUCUCUUGAUUUCUUUUCUAAAAAAGGUCAAAUCGUCCAGCAGUGCUAAACCCACGGCCCGCCCCCAACACUGCAAGGAAGAGAAAUACUUGAUCUCUUUUCUAGAUACUCCCAAAGUCGAGGUAGAGGUUGAAUUGAGCCUCCUAAAAUCCGCCCUAACUGCCACCUCUGGUUUGUCAACCCCGUCUCCCCGCCCGCCGCUGUAAACCCGAGGGGCCUUUUAAUCCCGGCACCAGCCUGGGUAGGGGAGAGGUGGGGCUGCAGGCGGGAGGGAGGCGGCGCGCAGCGGUACCUAGUGGCGCUGCUGGGCUGCUCCAUCCAGAGUACGUGGCGCUACCCGUGGAGAGAGGGGGAGGGAAUUCAACUUUCUCCUCCCAACGCAGAUCUUCGGGUCAUCCCGCUGGGGCAGGAGGGGAGGAUCCAUGAGAGGACUGGUGCCCUCGUCGGGUGAAACCUCAGCAGAUGAAAGCAGCCUGGCAGUGGCCAGCACCGGUCCUGCUCUCCACGGGUACCCGCUGCGAACUAGGUCUCCGUUUCAGCGCGAGGAGCUGUGACCCGACUGGGGGCGAGGGGAAACGCACUCGCUACCGCGCAUGCGCACAGUCGGGAGCUGGCGGCCCGACUACAGCUCCCAGAGGAACCCGCCGCUGGCCGCGGGAGCCGAGCCGCUGGCGCCAUCUUGAAAUCUGAUCCUCGAUCUCCGAGUCUUUGCGUCAGCAGCAGGGUGCUGCUCUUGUACAGCGAACCCAGCCUGCUAAAAGGGAGGACGUUGGGGACGCGGCGGCCGGCGGGAGAGAGAGCCGGAGGAGACAUGGCUGGUUGCGAGCGCGGCCUGCGCUGCUGUCACUCAGCAUCCCCUUAAGGCGUUUUUUACGCCCGCCCCCUUCCCGAGGGGCGGGGCGGGGCUGCCCACCCUGGUACCCGGAGCCCGCGCGCGGGUGGCAGAGGUGCGCCCCUGCAGCGUGGGGACCCCACCGGACUGUGCCAUGCCCGCCGGAGGCCACGGAAGAGGGAGACGCCGCGCAAUCAAGUGCCAGUGAGUGAACAGGCUGCAGACGCCUCCGGGAACCUUGGCAACUGCUGAGAGAGAAGAUGAAGGAGGUUUGCAGGAUCUGUGCCCGGGAGCUGUGCGGAAACCAGCGGCGCUGGAUCUUCCACACGGCAUCUAAGCUCAACCUCCAGGUUCUGCUUUCGCAUGUCCUGGGCAAGGAUGUGUCCCGGGAUGGCAAAGCCGAGUUUGCUUGCAGCAAGUGUGCUUUCAUGCUUGAUCGGAUCUAUAGAUUCGACACCGUUAUUGCCCGGAUCGAAGCUCUUUCUAUUGAGCGCUUGCAAAAGCUGCUGCUGGAGAAGGACCGCCUCAAGUUCUGCAUUGCUAGCAUGUAUCGUAAGAAUAACGACGACUCUGUCACGGAAACCAAGGCAGGGAAUGGGACGGUUGACAUUUCCGGCUUACCUGAUGUCAGAUACUCUGCACUGCUCCAGGAAGACUUUGCCUAUUCAGGGUUUGAGUGUUGGGUAGAAAAUGAGGAUCAGAUUCAGGAGCUCCACAGCUGCCAUGCUUCGGAAGGUCCUGGAAACCGACCCAGGAGAUGCCGUGGUUGUGCAGCUUUGCGGGUUGCUGAUUCUGACUAUGAAGCCAUUUGUAAGGUGCCUCGAAAGGUGGCCAGAAGUAUCUCGUGUGGCCCUUCUACCAGGUGGUCCACCAGCAUUUGCACUGAAGAACCAGCGUUGUCUGAAGUGGGGCCACCGGAUUUACCAAGUACAAAGGUACCCCCAGAUGGAGAAAGCAUGGAGGAAGGGACACCGGGAUCCUCAGUGGAAUCUUUGGAUGCAAGUGUGCAGGCUAGUCCUCCACAACAAAAGGAUGAGGAAACGGAGAGAAGUGCAAAGGAACUUGCAAAGUGUGACUGUUGUUCAGAAGAGCAGGCUCCACAACAUAUGUGUAACCACAAGCUGGAGCUAGCUCUUAGCAUGAUUAAAGGUCUUGAUUAUAAGCCCAUCCAGAGUCCCCGAGGGAGCAAGCUUCCUAUUCCAGUGAAAUCCAGCCCACCUGGAGCCAGGCCUGGCCAUAUCAUGACAGAUGGAGUUAGUUCCAGUUUCCUUAACAGGUCUUUGAAACCCCUUUACAAGACAUCUGUGACUUAUCCCUUGGAAAUUUCAGACUUGCAGGAGCUGUGGGAUGAUCUCUGUGAAGAUUAUUUACCACUUCGGGUCCAGCCCAUGACUGAAGAGUUACACAAACAACAGAAGCUGAAUUCGGAUGAGACCAUUAUAACUCCGCAGUCUGUAUCUGAUUCCCACUUGGCAGAACUCCAGGAAAAAAUCCAGCAAACAGAGGCCACCAACAAGAUUCUUCAGGAGAAACUGAAUGAAAUGAGCUGUGAACUGAAGUCAGCUCAGGAGUCAUCUCAGAAGCAAGAUGGUACAAUUCAAAGCCUCAAGGAAACUCUGAAAAGCAGGGAAAAUGAGACCGAGGAGUUGUACCAGGUGAUUGAAGGUCAAAAUGACACAAUGGCAAAGCUUCGAGAAAUGCUGCACCAAAGCCAGCUUGGACAACUUCAUAGCUCCGAGGGUGCUUCCCCAGCUCAGCAGCAGGUGGCUCUGCUUGACCUUCAGAGUGCCUUGUUCUGUAGCCAGCUCGAAAUACAGAAACUCCAACGGGUCAUACGCCAGAAAGAACGCCAACUUGUGGAUGCCAAACGAUGUGUGCAGUUUGUAGAGGCUGCAGCCCAUGAGAGAGAACAGCAGAAGGAGGCUUCUUGGAAACAUAACCAGGAAUUACGAAAAGCCUUGCAGCAGCUUCAAGGAGAAUUGCAGAGUAAGAGCCAACAGCUUCGUACCCUGGAGGCUGAAAAAUACAAUGAGAUUAGAACCCGGGAGCAGCACAUUCAGCACCUAAACCAUAGUCUGAGUCACAAGGAACAGCUGCUUCAGGAAUUUCGGGAGCUCUUGCAGUAUCGAGAUAAGUCUGACAAAACCCUUGAAGCGAAUGAAAUGUUGCUUGAGAAACUUCGGCAGCGAAUACAAGAUAGAGAUGUUGCUCUGGAGCGGGCUAUAGAUGAAAAGUUCUCCACUCUGGAAGAAAAAGAAAAAGAACUGCGUCAACUCCAUCUCGCUGUGCGAGAGCGAGAUCAUGACUUAGAGAGACUGCGUGGUGUUCUUUCCUCUAAUGAAGCUACCAUGCAGAGUAUGGAGAGUCUCCUCAGGGCCAAAGGCCUGGAAGUAGAACACUUAUCUGCUACCUGUCAAAACCUCCAGUGGCUGAAAGAAGAAAUGGAAACCAAAUUUAGCCAUUGGCAGAAGGAACAAGAAAGUAUCAUUCAGCAGUUACAGACAUCUCUGCAUGACAGGAACAAAGAAGUGGAGGAUCUUAGCUCAACACUGCUCUGUAAACUCGGACCAGGACAGAGUGAGAUUGCCGAGGAGCUGUGCCAGCGUCUGCAGAGAAAGGAAAGGCUGCUGCAGGAACUUCUAAGUGAUCGAAACAAACAAGCAGUGGAACAUGAAGUAGAGAUUCAAGGCCUGCUUCAGUCUAUGAGCACCAGAGAGCAGGAGAGCCAAGCCUCUGCAGAGAAGAUGGUACAGGCCCUAAUGGAAAGAAAUUCAGAAUUGCAGGCCCUGCGCCAGUAUUUAGGAGGGAAAGACUUCAUGGUGUCCCAAGCACUGAUCUCUAACCAACCCACUGAAGUUACCUCCAGCAGCCCCCAUCUUGGAGAUCAGACUGAUCAAGGUUCCGUGCAUAUACCCUCCAAGGAUGAUGGCAUUUCAUUGACUGCCAAAGGGGAUACCAGUAUAGCCAGGUCCUCAUUAGGAGACUUGGAUGCAGUGUCCGGGCUGGAGAAAGAACUGAGUACUGCCAAGGAGGAACUCGAGCUCAUGGCUAAAAAAGAAAGAGAAAGUCGGAUGGAACUUUCUGCACUACAGUCCGUGGUGGCUGUGCAACAGGAAGAGCUGCAGGUGCAGGCGGCCGAUCUGGAGUCCCUGACCAGGAACAUACAGAUAAAAGAAGACCUCAUAAAGGACCUGCAAAUGCAACUGGUUGAUCCUGAAGACAUACCAGCUAUGGAACGCCUGACCCAAGAAGUCUUACUACUUCGGGAAAAAGUUGCUUCAGUAGAAUCACAGGGUCAGGAAGCUUCAGGAAAUCGAAGACAACAAUUGCUGCUGAUGCUUGAAGGGCUGGUAGAUGAACGGAGUCGGCUCAAUGAGGCUUUGCAAGCAGAGAGACAGCUCUAUAGCAGUCUGGUGAAGUUCCAUGCCCAUCCAGAGAGCUCUGAGAGAGACCGAACUCUGCAGGUGGAACUAGAAGGGGUCCAGGUGAUACGUGGUCGGCUAGAAGAAGUUCUUGGAAGAAGCCUGGAGCGCUUAAGCAGGCUGGAGACCCUGGCCGCCAUUGGAGGUGCAGCUGCAGGGGACGAUACUGAAGAUGCUAGUACCGAGUUCACCGACAGCAUCGAGGAGGAGGCUGCACACAACAGCCACCAGCAGCUCAUCAAGGUGGCUUUGGAGAAAAGCCUGGCAGCUGCAGAGACCCAGAACAUAUGUCUUCCCCCUCCUUCCUCGACAGGAGGGGAUGGUAACAGGGGUCUUCAGGAGGAAAUGCUCCACCUGAGGGCUGAGAUCCACCAGCACUUAGAGGAGAAAAGAAGAGCUGAGGGGGAACUGAAAGAGCUAAAGGCUCAAAUUGAGGAAGCAGGAUUCUCCUCUGUGGCCCACAUCAGGAAUGCCAUGCUGAGCCUUUGCCUUGAGAAUGCAGAGCUGAAAGAGCAGAUAGGAGAAGCAAUGUCUGACGGAUGGGAGAUAGAGGAAGACAAGGAGAAGGGCGAGGCGACGCUGGGAACUGUGGCAACCAAGGGGGGUCUGAAUGAGAGUAGCCUUCAGGCCGAGUUCAGAAAGCUCCAGGGAAAACUGAAGAAUGCCCACAGCAUCAUCAGCCUCCUCAAAGAGCAGCUGGUACUGAGCAGCAGGGACAGGCAUAGUCCACUUAGUCCAGAGCUCCUCGUGCGCCUGGCCCAGGAGAUCGACAGGAUGAAUGCAGAGCCGGGCUGUUUUCCUGAGAAGUCCCGAUGCCAAGAAGAGGAGCACGUGACCACGAAGCCCUGCCCCAGGCCCCAGAGCCUCAACCUUGGGGCUGCCCUCGCAGGGGCUGCUGAUCAACUGGAUAACCAGCCCCAGGCCAGAGACCCCGGGCCUCAGUCAGAAUGUGGCCUUCCUGGAUCCACCAAGCACCUGCGCUCCCAGCUGGCACAAUGCAGACAGCGCUAUCAGGAUCUCCAGGAGAAGCUGCUGAUCUCCGAAGCCACGGUCUUUGCCCAGGCCAAUCAGCUGGAGAAAUACCGAGUCAUGCUUAGUGAAUCCCUGGUGAAGCAGGACAGCAAGCAGGUGCAGGUGGACCUCCAGGAUCUGGGCUAUGAGACAUGUGGCCGAAGUGAGAAUGAGGCCGAGCGGGAGGAGAGCACCAGUCCUGAGUGCGAGGAGCACCUGAUGGGCUCACCGCUGGCCAGCCCCCCUGGGAAAAAGCCCUUGGAGAGCCAUCGAGGGAAGCAGGAGUUCCAGGCGUGUGGAAAGUCAGAAGACAUCUCUGUCCUCCAUAAGGACAUCAGAGACCUGAAGACCCAGCUGCAGAACGCCAACAAGAUCAUUCAGAACCUCAAGAGCCGGGUGCGGUCCCUCUCAGUGACAAGCGAUUAUUCAUCUAGUCUGGAGAGACCUCGAAAGCUGAAGGCUGUUGGCGCCCUCGAGGGAUCCUCCCCUCAUAGUGUCACUGACGAGGAUGAGGGGUGGCUGUCCGAUGGCACUGGGGCUUUCUACCCCCCAGGGCUUCAGGCUAAAAAGGAUCUGGAGAGUCUGAUCCAGAGAGUGUCCCAGCUAGAGGCCCAGCUCCCGAAAACUGGAGCAGAAGGGAAGCUGGCCGAGGAGCUGAGGUCAGCCUCGUGGCCUGGGAAAUAUGAUUCCCUGAUUCAGGAUCAGGCCCGAGAACUAUCCUACCUACGCCAGAAGAUAAGAGAAGGGAGAGGUAUCUGUUAUCUUCUCACCCAGCAUGCAAAAGAUACGGUAAAAUCUUUUGAGGACCUUCUUAGGAGCAAUGACAUUGACUACUACCUGGGGCAGAGCUUCAGGGAGCAACUUGCCCAAGGAAGCCAGCUGACAGAGAGGCUUACCAGCAAACUCAGCACCAAAGAUCAUAAAAGUGAGAAAGAUCAAGCUGGACUCGAACCGCUGGCUCUCAGGCUCAGCAGGGAGCUGCAGGAGAAGGAGAAGGUGAUUGAAGUCCUGCAGGCCAAGUUGGAUGCCCGGUCCCUCACGCCCUGCAGCAGCCAUGCCUUGUCAGACCCCCAGCGCUCUCCCAGCAGCUCCUCCUUCCUGUCUGAUGAGCUGGAGGCCUGCUCUGACAUGGACAUAGCCAGCGAGUACACACAUUACGAAGAGAAGAAGGCUCCGCCCAGUCACUCAGAUUCCAUCCACCAUUCAAGUCAUUCUGCUGUACUGUCUUCUAAACCAUCAGCAACCAGUGCACCUCAGGGGGUUAAGGCCGAACCCAGCAGCAACCCCAUCAGCUUGCCAGCUCCCCAGAACCCCCCCCAGGAGGCCAGCCAGGCCCAUCCAGGCCUUCAUUUUCCCUCCAUACCCUCGCUGGCUAGCCUUCCCCAGGCACCACUGCCCUCAGCUCCACCCAGCUUCCUGCCCUUCAGCUCCACUGGCCCUCCCCUCCUUGGCUGCUGUGAGACACCCGUGGUCUCCUUGGCACAGGCUCAGCAGGAACUGCAGAUGCUGCAGAAACAGUUGGGAGAAAGCAUCAGCACCGUCCAUCCUGCUUCCCCAGCUGUGCUGCCGAGCAACCAUGUAGAGGCCAGCUCCUCCCACUACCUCAACCCUGCCCAGCCCCACUCCCCUCUGAGAGGCAGUACAGAACUGGGCAGAAUCCUGUCCCCUGGCUACCUUGGCAGCGGCAGCCAGUGGGAUGUGAUGAGGCCUCAGAAAGGGAGCGUGGCAGGCGACCUGUCCUCAGGCUCAUCUGUGUGCCAGCUGAACUCCAAACCCACAGGGGCUGACCUGCUUGAGGAACAUCUUGGUGAGAUCCGGAACCUGCGCCAGCGCCUAGAAGAGUCCAUCUGCAUCAACGACCGCCUGCGGGAGCAGUUGGAGCACAGGCUUAGCUGUGUGGCCCGCGGGAACGGAUCCACCUCUAAUUUCUACAGUCCCAGCCUGGAACCCACACCUCAGCUCUACAACGAAAACAGAGUCCUUAAGGAAGAAAACCGGAGCCUUCAGGCUCAGCUGAGUCAUGUUUCCAGAGAGCGCUCCCAGGAGACGGAGUGCCUGAGGGAGGCCCUGCUGUCCUCUCGGUCCCGGCUUCAAGAGCUGGAGGUGGAGCUGGAGCACCAAAAGGGGGAACGGCAGCAGCUUUUGGAAGACUUAAAAGAGAAGCAGCAGGAGAUCUUGCAUUUCCAGGAGGAACGACUCUCCCUCCAAGAGAAAGACUCCAGGCUGCAGCACAAGCUGGCCCUCUUGCAGCAACAGUGUGAAGAGAAACAGCAGCUCUCUCAGUCCCUCCAGUCAGAGCUACAGAUCUACGAGGCACUUUAUGGAAACUCCAAGAAGGGGCUGAAAGCUUCCACCUGGGAUGCCUGUCACCAGGUCCCUAUGAACAGUGACCUGAGCCGCCUGGUGGCAGAGAUCCGAGCUUUGCGAGGGCAGCUGGAGCAGAGCAUCCAGGUGAAUAACUGUCUGCGGCUGCAGCUGGAACACCAGCUGGAUGGCGGGGGGAGCACAGCCCGCCUCAGUCCUUCUGCCAACCAGGAGGACCCUGGAAACAAGCAGCCACUCUUCCAAGAUCCAGUUGCUUCCCCUCCAGUCCGAGAUGUUGGCAUGAAUUCACCAGCUCUCGUGUUCCCUAGCUCUUCUCCUGCUGCUCCUGGCUCGGAGACUGCCAUCUUCAAUAGGACAAAUGAGCCGGGUUUGGACGCUUCUCCAGUAAUGAAGAACCCCGCCAAGCUAGAGGGUGAAGCUACUGAUGGUUCCUUUGCCAAUAAGCAUGGCCGCCACGUAAUUGGCCACAUUGAUGACUAUAGUGCCCUAAGACAGCAGAUUGGGGAGGGCACACUGCUGGUCAAAAAGAUAGCAGCAUUUGUGAGAUCAGCCUGCACCUUCCCUGGCCUUGAAGCUCAGGGCACAGAGGUGCCAGGCAGCAAAGGCAUCCAUGAACUCGGGAGCAGCGCACAGGCCCUACAGCACACACUGGAGGAGUCGGCCUCCCUCCUCACCAUGUUCUGGCGAGCAGCCCUGCCAAGCCCCCCCAGCCCUGCACCGGCUGGCAACUCGGGACAGUCCCUGAAAAGGGAACUUCUGGAACUGAGAACCAAACUGUCCGCACAGGAGAAUCUCCUUCAGAGCACAGCUGAGCGUCUGAAGACCGCCAACCAGCAGAAGGAGACCAUGGAGCGGUUCAUCUUCAGCCAGUUGACCAGGACACAUGAUGUGUUGAAGAAGGCAAGGACAAAUUUGGAGGCCAAGUCAGGAGUCCGAGGAAAGCAAAAGAACACUUACAAGAUGGCCUCUGUAAAGCCUUAUUCCUGUCCCAGCAAAGGUGAAGUCCCUGAGGGCUCUGCCAGGCACCCCAGUCUUGUGACCCUUGCCUUCCAGGAGUCACGCAAGAAGAGGAGCCUGCAGAGAUCCUUCAAGCAGCAAGAAGGAUGGGCCCACCCCCCCGUGGUGCAACUCCCACCUGCUGAUGAGACCUGGGCCCCACUCCUGCAUACCUGUCGGGGGGUGCAGGAGGAGCCAGACGCGUGGUCAAGUGCAGGAGGGCGGAAGGUAGAGAGCCUGUCCUGCGGUUAAGGAGCACCAUCAAGAGAACCACGAGCCAGGGUGCCCUGGGCCUAGCCCUGAGCAGAACAGGCACGGUUUGUACAGGGCCUUGUGACCCUGCUUCUAAACGCCACACUGGCCUGGGAACUCGCAACGGCCACUUCUCGUUUCAGUGCCCGUCCUCACGUGGUCACCCAGGGGAAACAGGACCCUGCUCCCUACGGAGGGGACGCGUGGUACCCACAUGGGAGCUCCUCAGCAGUUCUAAAGCACACGAGUGACAGCGGUGCCCUGAGGGACAGUGGGGCUCAGCCGGCACUACUCCCAGAUGUACGCUUGCUCGGGGCCAGCUCAGCCCGGCCAGCGUGGGCUGGGCGUCCGUCUACACUGCAGCACCCGAGUGCUUUGAAUCCACGUGGCAAAAGUGGUGGCUUCCCACGUGCAAUGUCCCGCUUAGCCUGGCGCUUCCUAUUUCCAUUUAUGGCCUCCAAAGUGUGGCGAUGACCGCGGCCUAGUUACGAUUGCCCCUUUUCACUAAGUCUUCUCUGGGGACCUGGGACUCGUGGCCAGACCAAGCCCAUCGAGAGUCCUCUAUAAGAUAACCCAGUGAUCAUACUUAAGUGGCACCUGAGAGGCCCCCAGUUGUGUGAAAGCCUCGUCUGUGUCUUCGCAGUACUUUAGAACACGUGUCUGUGUGUAUAAAUGUACCAUAGAUAUUUCUAUCUGUCGCUAUAGCGAUAUGUUUUGGGCAACAUAACUGGUGGACAGAGUCUGUUAGAGGAAAUGAAACACAGUCUUUUCGGUGGCUAUGAAAGUAAAACGUGUAUAAAGAGAUCAAACAUU